CCGCUCCGACAUCAGUCUCGUUCCGCUCUCAGUUACGGACGCACGCAACUCUCAACGGUCCGAACCCAUGCGCGCCUAGAGUGUCGAGAUCUCUUCUCUCUUCUCUUGGUCCGCGAAAUGUGUCACUUACGCCCACUGCCGGCACGUUGUUACGUUUACGUCGACGUUGGAUAAACGACACGUUGUGUUACAUUUUUUCUACACCAAAGAUGCAACCCCAAGUGGAUAUCUAAAACCUGUGAUUUUGUUCUGUGCUGUUUUUGUUGUUGGGACACCGUGUAUAACCAGAGCUAAGAGAUGAGCCCGUCAAGGAGGAGAAACAGGGCAGGGAGAGCCAGGAAACACAGUGCGAAAAACUGCUACUGUGAGGGUCACUGUCCAAAUGAACAGGUCAAUGGGACUUGCGAAAUCAGGCCAGGGGGCAUGUGCUUUGCAUCCGUUGAGGCUGCUGUUGACGACGAUGGUUAUGAGUACCCCAUAUACACUUAUGGCUGUUUAUCUGCAGAUGAAGGUGGCCUCAUGCAGUGUAAAGGCCACCUAGUGCCUCACCUUGUGCCGAAGUCGAUCCAAUGCUGCGAUGACACCAACCAAUGCAACCGUAACCUCAAACCGUUCUACCCAGAGCGACCCACCACGGAAGCGCCCACUUUCAACCAGUUCAACAACCUCCCCUACAUAGUCCUCCUAACCUCAGUGACAGUCUGUCUGACAAUCUUCCUACUGGUAAUCGCCAUCAUAUACAAGAAGUACAACAGGAAAGAUUUCCAAAGAAAACACAACCUAUGCCCCAAGAAUUAUCCUGUCAAGUACCCCAACAUGGAAGUGCACGGUCCCCUAUCGAACCUUCUGGACCAGUCUAGUGGUUCCGGUUCAGGCCUCCCCAUCCUUGUCCAGAGAACAAUCGCCAAACAGAUCCAGAUGGUGCAAUCCGUAGGCAAGGGAAGGUACGGAGAAGUCUGGCUGGCCAACUGGAGGGGCGAGCAGGUCGCUGUCAAGGUGUUCUUCACCACCGAAGAGCAGUCUUGGUUCAGGGAAACCGAGAUCUACCAGACGGUACUGAUGAGACACGAUAACAUCCUGGGUUUCAUAGCGGCAGACAUCAAAGGCACCGGUUCUUGGACUCAGAUGUUGCUGAUUACCGAUUACCACGAAAACGGAUCCUUGUACGAUUACCUCCAAACACAUGUGUUAGAUCCAAACUCCUUGCAUCUGAUGGCCACCAGCAUAGCCAGUGGACUGUCCCACCUACACACAGAGAUAUUCGGAACUAGAGGCAAACCUGCCAUAGCCCACCGAGAUAUCAAAAGCAAAAACAUCCUGGUGAAACGCAACGGAGAGUGUUGCAUUGCAGAUUUCGGCCUAGCCGUCAAGUAUCUAAGUGACACAAACGAAAUCGACGUGCCCCCAAACAUACGAAGUGGAACUAGACGAUACAUGGCCCCGGAGAUCCUCGACAGAUCCAUCAACGUGAAGAGCUUCGAGGCUCACAAGAUGGCCGAUAUGUACGCCUUCAGUCUGGUCCUGUGGGAGAUGUCCAGGAGGUGUGUCACAGGGGAUAAGAUCUCGACAGCCGAUGAAUACUGUGUGCCAUACCACGAUUCUGUGCCUAGUGAUCCUGACUUUGAUGACAUGCUGGACGUGGUUUGUGUCAAGAAGAUACGGCCGAAGAUACCGCUGCGUUGGGAUUCGGACGAGGUGUUGUUGACUCUUUCAAAGGUGAUGCAGGAAUGCUGGCAUGCCAAUCCUGCUGUCAGAUUGACGGCGAUGAGAGUGAAAAAGACACUCUGUAAACUCGACACCGAUACUAGUAUAAAGAUUGUCUAGCCGUUAGUGUGUAUAAAAAGAGCUGUACAAAUAACUAUUAGGUUUGUUUCACGGACUUGCGAAAGACGUGAGACAUUUUAUUGUGUUUUUUAUCCUCUACGAGGACUUUUUGUUGAUAUUCGUAAUUUUAUUUGUUGAUCCUUUUGCCAAAUACCACUCACUCAAUGCCCGUACAAUAAUAACUAACAUUUCUCACUUUUUGAAGUACCUGUUCAAAAUAUAAACAAUUUCGUAAUAAGAAAGUCAACUUUCAAUACUCUUGACGAUAUAAUGAAUUUUAUAGCAAUAUUUUUUAAAAUCCAACAAUAAAUAUCAGUAGGAUAUUAAUGACAACACCAGUUUAUUGGAGCAAAGUAUUUAAAAAUACAAGAGAACAUUGAGUAAGCAUGUGCUUUAUUAAUUACUGAAAAUGUUUUAUAGUUGGUCCUUCUUAGUGAAAUUCCAAAUUUUGAAUCAAGGAAAUACAUUGGUGUUUAUUUCUAUUAAUGAUAUAAUUAUUUUUCAUGGAUACUUUCUAUGCUUUAAAAAAGUUUUUUGUACAGUAUCUUGCAGAGUGUAAAUAGUCCCAGUAAAGAAUUGUAUAUAACUGUCCAUAGAAUGAUAAUGAUAACAUUAAGAUUUCAAAGUACCUAUUCAACAUACAAGUCAAAUCGACAAUAUUUAUUAGACAAAGUACGAAACAAAGGCAAACUAAAGCAGGCACAAUGAUUUGAAAUAGUCCAGAAGUCCAUUUUAGUUAUACUUGAUUUGUUAAUUACUUUGAAUAUUUUUCAAUUUGCAGAGUAUAUUGUUUUAUUGAUUGUAUCUGAAACGAUGCUCAUUUAUUUAUGCCAUAGCAAUAGCUAUUUAUUUCAUUCCUAUUUCAGUGCCAUCUUCAGGUUGUUGUGCCCCUCAAAAAUAGUCUAAACGAAUCAAAUGAAAAUUGUGAAUUUUCUACGAAGUUUGGUGCUCUUAUAACAAUCUUGAAAAAAGAUAAAAGGAAUUUCCGAAAUAGAAAAGAUAUUUGCCAGUAUUUUUACAAUCGAGGAAAUAUUGAUGUACGAACAUUGUGAAAAAUAUUUUCAUUGUAAUUAAGCUUUAAUUAUCAAGAUAAAUUCCUGGCGAAUUCUCUUCUGUAGUAUUCAUUACACUUGUUACUACUGCACUUUUAAAAUCAUUCAAUUAUGUUUGAAAUUGCUCAAUUUUGGUUCGCCUAAAACAUUUUUCUUUCCGUUACACAUUGUUUCGUUUUACAAAACAUAAUUUUUCCUUGUAUCCCAUUUUUUGUCCAAAUAGGCCGAGUGACUGUUAGAAUGUGCAUUUAUGUUUGUAAAUAUUAUUAUAUCGAGACCUUUUAUAAUCCAACUGGAUGAAUUUUUGAAUGUAUUGAUGGACGUCAGUGAAUGAGAUAACAUAAAUCGCAAGACUGAUAUAAUUUUGAGUGUUUAUGUUUGUGUACAAAAAAAUUAACAUGUAAUAAAACUAGUUUUUAGAAGUUUCA
Molecule: messenger RNA, 3304 nt
Organism: Harmonia axyridis
Lineage: Eukaryota; Metazoa; Arthropoda; Insecta; Coleoptera; Coccinellidae
Product: bone morphogenetic protein receptor type-1B-like
Exons: 3
Coding region: 298-1824 (508 amino acids)
Biological process (GO): cellular response to growth factor stimulus; dorsal/ventral pattern formation; BMP signaling pathway
Cellular component (GO): plasma membrane; signaling receptor complex
Molecular function (GO): SMAD binding; ATP binding; transforming growth factor beta receptor activity, type I
Source: RefSeq, a predicted model, not a curated record